Messenger RNA from Heterocephalus glaber (naked mole-rat), 702 nucleotides. Its product is annotated as olfactory receptor 2L5. Lineage: Eukaryota; Metazoa; Chordata; Mammalia; Rodentia; Bathyergidae. Gene Ontology annotation, cellular component: membrane. The record is from RefSeq and is a predicted model, not a curated record. Gene Ontology annotation, molecular function: olfactory receptor activity. Gene Ontology annotation, biological process: G protein-coupled receptor signaling pathway.
AUGGAAAACUACAGUGAGACCUCUGCUGAAUUUAUCCUCCUGGGGCUGUUCCACCCAUCAAGCCUUGACCUUUUCCUCUUAACUCUCAUUGUCCCCAUCUUCCUGAUGGCCCUGGAUGGCUAUCUGUGCAUGGUCCUGCUUAUCCUCCUGGACACCCAGCUCCACACACCCAUGUACUUCCUGCUCAGCCAGCUCUCCCUCAUGGACCUCAUUUAUAUCUGCACCAUUGUGCCCAAGAUGGCUUCUGGUUUACUAUUUAGAAACAAGUUCAUCUCCUUCAUUGGGUGUGGGGUUCAGUGUUUCUUUUUUGCCAUGUUAACAGGUUCAGAAGGACCUAUUCUGAUGUCUAUGGGCUAUGACCAUUACGUGGCUAUUUGCUUCCAUCUGCACUACCCCAUCCACAUGAACAGAAGAGUGUGUGUGCUGAUGAUACUGCAAUCCCAGGCAAUGGGUUCUGUCAACUCCUGUGCUCACACAUUCUAUGCCCUCCGUAUCCCUUACUGCAGGUCCAGGACCAUCAAACAUUUCUUCUGCCAUGUCUCAUCCAUGCUCACUCUAGCCUGGGUAGACACCUGUGUCUAUGAGUACACUGUGUUCUUUAGCGCCAUCCUCUUUCUUGUGUUUCCUUUCCUGGGUAUUCUGCAUUCCUAUGGUUGGGUCCUUCUCAUUGUCUACUGCAUGAGCUCAUGGGAAGGCAGGUAG